Molecule: messenger RNA, 754 nt
Organism: Lactuca virosa
Lineage: Eukaryota; Viridiplantae; Streptophyta; Magnoliopsida; Asterales; Asteraceae
Source: the annotation of a GenBank genome assembly
CACAUAAAUGAUAAAACCCCAAUAUUAAUAACUUCCCACGCCCAAAGGACUAAGUGAGUCAUAAUAACAAUGGCAACAUCUACAUCUACUAGACAAUGGGUCUGCUUAGCCAUCUUAGCCCUCCUGGGCUCAACCCUAGCCAUGGCUCACAUGGUCAAGCCUCCUAAAGUAGCUGACUUGGAUCAUGAGGAAAAGCCACCUAAACCUGCCAGAUUACGUAAGCUCCAGAUGGACGAUAGCAGUGAAGAUGAAAGCUUACGGAUGGAUGAUGGAAAUGGUGCUCAGGCUAGCGGUUGUGACGGCCGCCAGGCUCAGGCGACCACCCCUGGUUGGGAGGAAGGUGGAGGAGGAAUCUAUGGAGGAGGCCAUGGCAGUGGCGGCGCCACCUUCGGGUUUCAUAAGAUCAACCCGUUUCCGGCAUUCCCGUUUGGAGCUUUUGUGCCAGAGGUGUCCUCAUGGGGAGAGGGAGGUGGCUAUGGUGGUGGAUCAAAUGCCAAAUCAGGUACAGGUAGAGGUGUACAAUGUCAUUGUUCAAAUGGAUAUGCGAUGCACUACACCAUGAGCCCCAUCAACUUUCCACCCAUGGCCAUGGAUCCCACCAUGAAAAGGGCCGGUCCUGAAGACAUGGCUCCAACCUCAUCACCCUAAACACCUUUUCUUUUCUAUGAUAUCACUAAUUAUUGUAUUUUCUGUCAAAAACAUCUUUACUCAAUUUAUCAUCUUCCUAUAAAUAAAAAUUAUUAGGUAUGUCGCA